Messenger RNA from Trematosphaeria pertusa, 729 nucleotides. RefSeq lists its product as uncharacterized. The record is from RefSeq and is a predicted model, not a curated record. NCBI's taxonomy places the organism in Eukaryota, Fungi, Ascomycota, Dothideomycetes, Pleosporales, Trematosphaeriaceae. The transcript has 2 exons. Gene Ontology annotation, biological process: regulation of DNA-templated transcription. The coding region runs from base 1 to 729 and encodes 242 amino acids. Gene Ontology annotation, molecular function: DNA-binding transcription factor activity.
AUGUUUUCUGCACCUGCUAUUCAGACUCAACCUGCAUCGCGACCAGGAAGGAAAUCGAGAAGCCCCGGCGUAGGGGAGGAAUCGGGGAAGAAGCCCAAGAAACCCAACAGCGAGAUUCGGAAGCAGCAGAACAGGAUAGCUUCUAGGAACUAUCGAGAAAAGCGGAAGCGAAAGCUACAGUACCUCCAGCAGCUUCUCAAAGACGGAAGUUCCAGCGAACAGACAGCUCAAGAUUCAGAACAGGGCGACGGAUCACCUAUAAUGUCGCCAGAGUAUCAUGCCCCAGUGCCGGCUGCCGCCACCUUGAGCCUUCCUUCGAACAACGGCUUCUCCACUUUGGCUUCUAGCCCAGUGCUAGCGACGACUGCGGCCUACGAUAGCCACCUCCUCGCAACGUCGCAGCCUUUCUCUACCUUCGAACCAGCCUGGCACACAUCCAUUUACGAACCAACCCCAGCUAUCAACAUCUCAUCGUGGAAUGUGCCAGCGUGGAUGCCUGGCCUAGAUUUUACCCCGCCAGUAACAUCACGACCGGAAGAGUUCCAAUUCACGCCUCCUCACUCACACCACUCCUUCGAGCAGCUCCCCACACCCCCGCGACAACCACAUGAGCCGGCGCACCGCUCUGACCUCUUUCUUAUGGACUCCUAUGGCCACUGCGGACGAGUCGACGUGCAUUCAAGGCCCGUAUCUCCAUACCAUCACCCGCGAUACCACAGGGCGCCCUGA